CGGUGCGGACAGCGGGCUCGAGCAGUGAAGAGCAGCCGCGCGCCCCGCUGGGCUCCCGGGCACUGGCCCCGCUCCUGAGCGCUCCUGGGCACCGGCUGUGCGGCUGACACUCGGAAGCCAGGACUCCCCACGCCUCCUGCGACGCGCGCGCGCGGACGAGGUCCCCGAGGGACAGGCUACUCGGGGACCGCCGCACGACUGGCUGGAGAUCUAAGGGAGCAGAAAACACUCAAGCUGGAUUUUUAAGUCAUUGCACACUAACAAUAAACCACAAGUCGCAGAAUGUGAUCCUGAGUAAAACGCUUCUGAAAAAUUAGCUUCAAGCAACAGAGGAAAGAAAACUGGAGGGCCGUUUUGAAACACUGGUCUAAAACAAACUGUUCUUGUUGGAAAUUACAACUGGAAACUUUUGCCUGGCUCUCAACAUACCCAAAUGAAAGGCGCUGUCAACUUGUUUCUCACAGAGACCGGGAUUAUGUGAGAUUACCUGUUAUCUUAACAUGAUCGCCAGGGGAGGGAACACAGAAGAGUAACUGAAGGACACAGGUCAAAAUGACUUCUGAAGAAAUGGCCGCUUCCGUCCUCAUCCCUGUGACUCAGAGGACAGUGGCUUCUGCCCAGUCGGCAGUGGGAGAGGACAAGAGUGAACAGGUCUCAGAUGCUGGUGCUCCAAAGGUACGCGCUGGCAGGCGCAGCGGCCAGAUCCCCCAGACCCUCUCACGGUGGAACAAACCUGAGGCAGAGCCUUCUAGAAGCGAUUUGUCCCAGGUCCUCUCAAUAGCAACAGGAGGAAUAAUGAACGAUGAGAACCACAAUGAACAGUGCUGGGCGCAAAGCCUGCCAGAUUCUGUGAGAAACCGCACCGUCAACUGCAACAGCCUAUUGCAAAGUCACCAGUGUGACCCUCCUCGGAACCAGCUUCGUGGGGCCUGUGACUCGGUCGCAGAAGAGGGCCUGUGUUUGCAAACUGGAAUUUCUUCUCCACUGGAAAGGAAGGCAUUCCCUGGAAUUCAACUGGAAAUGGGUGAUCCUCCCAUGGAUGUGAGCCCUUUGGGAAACGAGCCUGGAAUCACGGAGCCCAGCGGACCUCAGCCUGACAGCAACAUGGCGGUCUUUCAUUUCCGUUAUAAAGCGGACGGAACAAUGUCCGAUGCUUUCCAUUCCCUGUCAGAAAAAUUAAUUUUGGAUGACUGUGCAAACUACGUUGCUCUUCCUGGGGGGCAGCAGAAGAAACAUUACGAGGCAUAUACUUGUAAGCUAGUGGAACUGACCAGAGACUGUGGCAAUAAGAACGGGCAGCUGCAGUGCGAACAUUGCAGCUUGCUGCACAGCAAAUACCUGCGCUUUGAAAGUUCCUGCCCGCAGGCUGAUGGGGGCUGCUCAGGGGCUGGAUUUUGCAGGGAGGGUUUUACUCACAACCCACCUGCCAAGACUUUCCUGAGCCCUUUCGAGGAUUUCUCUGACAGUUGUGAAGACAUAGACGAUUUUUUGAAAAGCAAAAAGGAACGGUCCACUUUGCUGGUGAGAAGGUUUUGUAAAAAUGACAGGGAAGUGAAGAAGUCCGUGUACACCGGCACGAGAGCCAUAGUGAGAACCCUGCCUUCUGGCCAUAUCGGGCCAGCUGCUUGGAGCCAUGUGGAUCGGAAGAGAGCGAGGCUCUUAGGGUCUUGUGGGGAUGCAAUGGAACCUCUGUCAGCGAUGGAUGUAAGGCCACGUGGGAGCCUACGUCUGUCUGAAGCCCAGUGGUGUCUGGAAUUCCCUAUGGAAGUCAGAUUGAAGCAUAAAUGGGGGCAGGCAGACAUGGUCAGUCAUCCAGGAGAGUUCAAAAGGAUGAGAGAAAGGUUUGUCCUUGUGGCUCUACUGAAGAGCGUUGUGGAGGAGGAGAAAUUUGAGCUGAAUGUAUUUUUGAUCUACAGUGCAGUGAGAAGAGGAGAAGAAGCAGAAGCUACGGUUGGAUCUCUCCUGCACUGCUCCAGACAGCUCCCGACCUCCGAGACAGCCUGUGGAAGAAUUAGAGACGGCCCACGCAUAAAGCGAUGUGUACGAGACACCGAGUGUGAGUUCCGUGCCACCCCCCAAAGGACAUCCGUAGCUCAGUACAUCACUGGCUCUCUUCUAGAGGCCACCACCUCUUUAGGAGCAAGAAGCGGCCUUCUCAGUACCUUCGGAGGAUCCACUGGACGAGUAAUGCUGAAAGAACGCCAACCGGGCAUCUCUAUGGCCAAUUCCAAUACUGUUCCUUCAAGUUCAGCUGGCAUCAGCAAGGAGCUCCUUGAUCUCCAGCCCCUCAUUCAGUUUCCGGAGGAAGUGGCGAGCAUCCUGACAGAACAGGAGCAGAACAUUUACCGAAGGGUCCUGCCCAUAGACUACCUUUGUUUCUUAACCCGGGACUUGAGCUCCCAUGAAUGCCGGAGCUCCCUGCCCCGUCUCAAAGCGUCCAUCUCAGCAUCCAUCCUCACCUCUCAGAAUGGCGAGCACAACGCCCUUGAAGACCUCGUGAUGAGAUUUAAUGAGGUGAGUUCCUGGGUGACAUGGCUGAUCCUCACAGCAGGCUCCAUGGAGGAGAAGCGGGAGGUCUUCUCACAUCUGGUGCAUGUGGCCAAAUGCUGCUGGAACAUGGGCAACUACAACGCUGUCAUGGAGUUCCUGGCCGGCCUCAGGUCAAGGAAAGUUCUAAAGAUGUGGCAGUUCAUGGAUCAGUCUGACAUUGAGACCAUGAGGAGCCUGAAGGAUGCCAUGGCUCAGCAUGAGUCUUCGCUGGAGUACAAGAAGGUGGUGACCCGUGCUCUGCACAUCCCCGGCUGUAAGGUGGUUCCCUUCUGUGGGGUGUUCCUGAAGGAGCUCUGUGAAGUGCUUGAUGGCGCCUCCAGCCUCCUGAAGCUCUGCCCACGGUACAGCUCCCAAGAAGAAGCUCUGGAGUUUGUAGCUGAUUACAGUGGCCAAGACAACUUCUUACAACGAGUGGGGCAGAAUGGCUUGAAGAAUUCAGAGAAGGAGUCCACGGUCAACAGCAUCUUCCAGAUCAUCCGGAGCUGCAGUCGAAGCCUGGAGAUGGAGGAGGAGGACAGCUCCAGCGAGGGGACUGGCUCCAGGAAGAACUCCUUGAAGGACAGAACCCGGUGGCAGUUUAUAAUUGGAGAUUUGCUGGAUUCUGAAAAUGAUAUCUUUGAGAAGUCCAAAGAAUGCGACCCUCAUGGGUCAGAUGAGUCCCAGAAGGCCUUCGACCAUGGGACCGAGCUCAUCCCGUGGUACGUGCUGUCCAUCCAAGCUGAUGUGCACCAGUUCCUAUUGCAGGGGGCCACUGUCAUCCACUAUGACCAGGACACACAUCUCUCUGCCCGCUGCUUUCUCCAAUUACAGCCUGACAAUAGUACCUUAACCUGGAUGAAGCCUCCCACCGCCUCCCCGGCCGGUGCCAGACCCAAGCUUGGUAUGCUUAGCAAUAUGUCUGAGCCUGGCAAGUUCCCAUCACUAGGCAAUGCUGGGCUGAGUGGCCUGACCGAGGGAAUCCUGGAUCUGUUUUCUGUGAAGGCAGUGUACAUGGGACACCCAGGCAUUGAUAUACACACUGUGUGUGUUCAGAACAAACUGAGCAGCCUGCUUCUCUCCGAGGCUGGAGUGACCCUGCUCUAUGGGCUCCAGACUACCGACAAUAGACUUUUGCACUUUGUGGCACCGAAGCACACAGCUAAGAUGCUUUUUAGUGGACUGCUGGAGCUCACGACAGCUGUGAGAAAGAUCAGGCGGUUCCCUGACCAAAGACAGCAGUGGCUUCGGAAACAGUAUGUCAGCCUCUAUCAGGAGGAUGGUCGGUAUGAAGGCCCAACCUUGGCUCAUGCUGUGGAGUUGUUUGGUGGCAGACGAUGGAACGCAAGAAACCCCAGCCCUGGGAUGUCAGCAAAGAAUGCUGAGAAGCCCAGCAUGCAGAGAAACAACACCUUGGGCAUAAGCACCACCAAGAAAAAGAAGAAGAUGCUCAUGAGGGGAGAGAGCGGAGAGGCAACCGACGACGAGAUGGUGACCCGCAAGGCCAAGAUGUACAGGGAGUGUCGAAGCCGGAGCGGUUCUGACCCCCAGGACGUGAACGAGCAAGAAGAGUUGGAAGCCAAUGUCAUCACUAACCCUCCCAACCUCCUCCAUUCCAGAAGAGCUCACUCUUUGACCACGGCUGGGUCCCCCAACUUGGCUACCGGGAUGUCAUCUCCCAUCAGUGCCUGGAGCAGCAGCAGCUGGCAUGGGCGGAUCAAAGGUGGGAUGAAGGGUUUCCAGAGCUUUAUGGUUUCAGACAGUAACAUGAGCUUCAUUGAAUUCGUCGGGCUGUUCAAAUCAUUCAGCGUAAGGAGCCGCAAGGACCUGAAGGACAUUUUUGACAUCUACUCUGUGCCCUGCAAUCGGUCUGCCUCUGAGUCAGCCCCCCUGUACACGAACCUGACCAUUGAAGAAAACACCAGUGACCUUCAGCCUGACCUAGAUUUGCUGACCAGAAACGUCUCAGACCUGGGGUUGUUCAUUAAGAGUAAACAGCAGCUUUCGGACAACCAGAGGCAGAUAUCCGAUGCCAUUGCAGCUGCCAGCAUCGUGACCAACGGCACUGGGAUUGAGAGCACAUCCCUGGGCAUAUUCGGGGUUGGCAUACUCCAGCUCAAUGACUUCCUGGUGAAUUGCCAAGGAGAACACUGCACGUACGACGAAAUUCUCAGCAUCAUCCAGAAAUUCGAGCCUAGCAUCAGCAUGUGUCAUCAGGGCCUAAUGUCGUUUGAAGGGUUUGCAAGGUUUCUGAUGGAUAAAGACAAUUUCGCCUCGAGAAAUGACGAGUCACAGGAGAGCAAGAAAGAGCUGCAGCUACCCCUCUCGUACUAUUACAUUGAAUCCUCACACAACACCUACCUCACAGGCCAUCAGCUCAAGGGGGAGUCCUCUGUGGAGCUCUACAGCCAGGUCCUCUUGCAAGGAUGCAGGAGCAUAGAGCUGGACUGCUGGGAUGGAGAUGACGGCAUGCCCAUUAUUUAUCAUGGACAUACACUGACGACCAAGAUCCCCUUCAAGGAAGUGGUGGAAGCCAUCGAUCGCAGUGCCUUCAUCACCUCCGACCUCCCAAUUAUCAUAUCCAUUGAGAACCACUGCUCACUGCCUCAACAACGAAAGAUGGCAGAAAUCUUCAAGAGUGUCUUUGGAGAAAAGCUGGUGGCUAAAUUCCUAUUCGAGACCGAUUUCUCAGAUGACCCAAUGCUUCCCUCACCUGACCAACUUAGGAGGAAAGUGCUUCUUAAAAACAAGAAGCUAAAGGCCCAUCAGACGCCAGUUGACAUCCUAAAACAAAAGGCUCAUCAGUUAGCAUCCAUGCAAGCACAGGCUUUCACUGGUGGGAACACCAACCCCCCACCUGCCAGUAAUGAGGAAGAGGAAGAUGAAGAGGAUGAAUACGAUUAUGAUUAUGAAUCCCUUUCCGAUGCAGAUCUCCUUACUGCUUCCCCUGUUCCUAACAGUCAGGAAGACAAUAUUCUGGAAGACAAACCUGAAAACAAAGCGUGUGCUGACAAGCUUCAGUUUGAGUACAAUGAAGAAAUCCCCAAGAGGAUAAAGAAAGCGGAUAACUCUUCUUGCAGUAAGGGAAAGGUGUAUGACAUGGAACUGGGAGAGGAGUUUUACCUCCCUCAGAACAAAAAGGAAAGCAGGCAGAUUGCACCGGAGCUCUCUGACCUCAUCAUCUACUGCCAGGCAGUAAAAUUUCCCGGCCUGUCAACUCUAAAUUCAUCUGGCUCUAGCAGAGGGAAAGAAAGGAAAAGCAGGAAGUCCAUUUUUGGCAACAAUCCUGGCAGAAUGAGCCCAGGGGAGACAGCUUCAUUUACCAGAACAUGUGGAAAAAGUUCCUUUGAAGGAAUUCGACAAACCUGGGAGGAAUCUUCUCCACUCAGCCCAAGCACGUCCCUCAGCGCUAUCAUUAGAACUCCCAAAUGCUAUCAUAUCUCAUCACUGAAUGAAAAUGCCGCCAAACGUCUGUGUCGCAGGUAUUCUCAGAAACUGAUCCAGCACACAGCUUGCCAGCUGCUGAGGACCUACCCCGCGGCGACCCGAAUCGACUCAUCCAAUCCCAACCCCAUCAUGUUUUGGCUCCACGGCAUACAGCUUGUAGCCCUCAACUACCAGACGGAUGAUCUUCCUUUACAUUUAAAUGCUGCAAUGUUUGAGGCAAAUGGUGGCUGCGGUUACGUUUUGAAGCCCCCAGUCCUGUGGGAUAAAAGUUGCCCCAUGUACCAGAAGUUUUCUCCCCUGGAAAGAGACCUGGACAACAUGGACCCAGCUAUCUAUUCUUUAACUAUCAUCUCUGGCCAAAACGUGUGCCCCAGUAACAGCACCGGAAGUCCGUGCAUCGAGGUUGACGUCUUGGGCAUGCCGCUGGACAGCUGCCAUUUCCGCACGAAGCCCAUCCACCGAAACACGCUUAACCCCAUGUGGAACGAACAGUUUCUCUUCCGGGUUCACUUUGAAGACCUUGUGUUUCUUCGUUUUGCAGUUGUGGAAAACAACAGUUCGGCAAUAACAGCUCAGAGAAUCAUUCCACUCAAAGCUUUAAAACGAGGUUACCGACAUCUUCAGCUGCGGAACCUCCACAAUGAAAUAUUGGAAAUCUCCAGCUUAUUCAUCAACAGCAGAAGGAUGGAAGAAAAUACCUCUGGCAGCAGCAUGCCGGCCUCUUUGAUGUUUAACUCUGAAGAGAGGAAAUGUUCUCAGACUCACAGAGUCACCGUGCAUGGUGUCCCAGGUCCAGAGCCCUUUGCUGUUUUCACUAUAAAUGGAAGCACCAAGGCAAAGCAGCUUCUCCAACAGAUUCUGGUGACAGACCAAGACACCAAACUCACCGCCAUAGACUGUUUUCUGAUGGAAGAGAAGCAUUUUAUAUCUAAGGAGAAGAAUGAGUGCAAGAAACAACCAUUCCAGAGAGCUGUGGGUCCAGAAGAAGAUAUCGUGCAGAUUUUAAACAGCUGGUUCCCAGAAGAAGGCUACGUAGGCAGGAUUGUCUUAAAGUCCCAGCAGGAAACCCUAGAAGAGAAAAGCAUUGUCCAAGAUGACAAAGAGGUGACGGUCUUGAGCUCGGAGGAAGAGAGUUUCUUUGUCCACGUUCAUGAUGUCUCUCCAGAGCAACCCCGAACUGUCAUCAAAGCCCCCCGAGUCAGCACUGCACAGGAUGUCAUUCAGCAGACGUUAUGCAAAGCCAAAUAUUCCUACAGCAUCCUGAACAACCCCAACCCAGGCGACUAUGUGCUUUUGGAAGAGGUGAUGAAAGAUGCACCCAAUAAGAAGUCUUCUGCUCCAAAGCCCUCACAGAGGAUCCUUUUGGACCAAGAGUGUGUGUUUCAAGCCCAAAGCAAGUGGAAAGGUGCAGGGAAAUUCAUCCUAAAGCUAAAGGAGCAGGUUCAGGCAUCCCGAGAAGAUAAAAGGAGGGGCAUCUCCUUUGCAAGUGAACUCAAGAAACUCACUAAGUCCACUAAGCAGCCCCGAGGACUCACCUCGCCUCCUCAGCUUGUGGCCUCAGAAAGUGUCCAAGUCAAGGAGGAGAAACCUGUGGGUGCCUUGUCCCCCAGUGACGCAGUGGGUUACCAGCAGUGACGGAGGGCAGCGUGUUUGACUCAGGUAUAUUAAGGUGAAGAUCCUUGGUGAGAAGCGCUGAAGAAUGAACAUGGCGGAGAAAACAUACUUUACUUCCAUCACAUGGAAACUGCAAAGUGAUGGUUUCUCAACUCCUGCCCUCUUCACACCUGAUGUGAGGAACACGCGGAGGACAAGCAGAGUGGCUCAGGGCUGCCAGCUGACUUCCUGAGGAAUGAAGCAAGGACACCCAGGGCAUUGCACAGAUGUUACAGGUGGAAAAGCCAGGCCCAAGCUUAAGGCAACCAGCAUCAUCUGUAAAGGGACAGGCGGUACACAUUUUAGGGUCGGGGCCAUACGGCUUCGGCUGGCUUUGACUCAGUUCUGUCACAGGAGUGCAAAGGCAGCUGCUGACAACAGGUACAAGAAUGAACAUGACUGAAAAUAAAAUUUUAUUUAUGGACACAUGAAUUGGACUUUCAUAUCAUUUUCACAUAUCACAAAUCUUUCAAGUAUUCCAACCACUUAAGAUUGUAAAAGCUAUUCUUAAGGGUAAGGGUCAUACAAAAACACAUGAACUUGGCCCAAGGACCAGCUGGCUGACCCAACGUGGAGAACUGGGAACCAGAGGCACAGAGAUUGGAAAACCUUGAGAACUGGCCAUAGGUUUAAUGAGAAGUGGAAGCCUAGGGCAUUGGAAAUGUAAAUAUGUCCUGUAAGGUUUGUUAACAAUUAUUCAAAUUAGUUCCUAUAUUGUGUACCAAGGUGCACUCUUUAGGCUGCCGUUUUGCAAAUAGAAACGUUCUUUUUUUCAAAAGCUAGUAUUCAUUUGCCCACAGAUUGUUCCAAUUUCAGUUCUCACAAAAUGAAUUUAGAAUGAUGUACAAUUUAAUAUCUACUGAGUUGUGACGUCUUAAUAAGACUAAUCAUUUUUAAAAAGCAAAAGCAGAUUAAGUUGAUGUUUAAAGUAGACUUAUUUAUUUUGCAAUGUUUGUACUGACACUGUACUUGUGUAUUUAUUAGACAUAGCUUUCUUGAUAUUGCUAUGGUUACAAGCAUUAGUAGUUCAAUCUAUUUCAAGACUUCCUAAAAAUAAAACAUUUGAACAUGAAAAGUGCUAGACAUCUAGUGCAAUGGCGUCUGAUUUACUGAAGAGCCACGGAUCAGAGACACACUUGCCAUCUGACGUAAAUUAUUUAUAAAACUGUCCAUCACAAAACUGUCAACUAGCUGGGCGGUUGUGGUGCACACCUAUAAUCCAAGCACUUGUGAGGCAGAGGCAGGUGGGUCUCUCUGA
Molecule: messenger RNA, 8884 nt
Organism: Microtus ochrogaster (prairie vole)
Lineage: Eukaryota; Metazoa; Chordata; Mammalia; Rodentia; Cricetidae
Gene: Plce1
Product: phospholipase C epsilon 1
Exons: 35
Coding region: 553-7608 (2351 amino acids)
Biological process (GO): Ras protein signal transduction; release of sequestered calcium ion into cytosol; phosphatidylinositol-mediated signaling
Molecular function (GO): phosphatidylinositol-4,5-bisphosphate phospholipase C activity; guanyl-nucleotide exchange factor activity
Source: RefSeq, a predicted model, not a curated record